GCCUUUGUUCCUCAGACCGGCUGGAGCGCUCUGCGGAAGAGGAGGUUAGGCUUAGUGCUGCUGCAGCUGUUCCUGGUUCAAGGCAUACUUUAUCUGGAAGUUACGUGGGCGCGAGAGGAAAGAAGCAGAGCCAAAGGGUGGAUUAAUGGACUGACUGACCGGCUGCAGGAGUGACACUUGCAAAGCCCGGGAGGAGGGCUGCCUCCAGCCUCGCCAAGACCCCUCCGCUCCUGCAGCUGCAACAUGACUCUGGAAGAGCUGGCUGGAGAGCACCAGACUUUUGGAAGCAUGGAGAAAGUGGGAGAUGCCUUGGAGGAAGUCCUAAGCAAAGCCCUGACUCAGAGAAGCAUCACCGUGGGGGUGUAUGAGGCUGCCAAGCUGCUCAACGUGGAUCCAGAUAAUGUGGUGCUUUGUCUGCUGGCAGCGGAUGAGGAAGACGAUCAGGAUGUUGCUUUACAAAUUCACUUCACCCUGAUCCAAGCUUUCUGCUGUGAGAAUGACAUCAACAUACUCCGAGUGAGCAACCCCAGUCGGCUGGCAGAGCUGUUGCUGUUAGGGGCAGGCGGAGGGGGUGAGCAGCCACCAGAUCUGCACUGUGUGCUUGUCACAAAUCCACAUUCUUCUCAAUGGAAGGAUCCAGCCCUAAGUCAGCUGAUCUGCUUUUGCCGCGAAAGCCGCUAUAUGGACCAGUGGGUCCCUGUGAUCAACCUUCCUGAACGGUGAUGCCAUAUGAAUGAAACUGAACUGAAUAGGGAAAAAAUGCACUGAAGUUUCAAAAUACUUUAGUAGUUUGCUCAGGAAGUAUUUUUCCAGCCUUGACACAAGGAUUACAGUAACUGAGUAGGUUGGGGUUGAAUUGCACACUGUGUGAAACUGAAGGACAUUUGACUUCACUCCUGGAAGAUGACGGACCUGAAGCAGAGGAAGCCAUAGGAGGUCACUGGAGGAAGUUAGAACUCUGUGGGAAGGUUGUGAAAGCAAUGUGGCAGAGUUCCUUUCAGAAUACAUGUACCGUGCUUUGUUGGAGUUAUAAAACAGCAACUUUUCAGUUUCUAUUUUUAAAUGCUUUUCACUUGUAAGAAGUGCUAAAUGGUUUCAUUAUUCUCAAAACUAUUUUGUUUCCAAAAUGGUGAUUUCUUAAGUUUUUAUUCUAAGAAAUAUUAAGUUAUUUUAUGAUAUUGAUGAAAGAAUUAUUUAUGAUAGGGAUUUGGAAAAGCAUCUUACUUGCACCAUUGGUAUUAAAAUGUUUGAAUUACAGCCUUUUAAUGAAUUGUUUGAAAUUGGACUGUGUUCACUGAAAUAAAAAUCUAAAAGCCA
Messenger RNA from Sceloporus undulatus (fence lizard), 1317 nucleotides. RefSeq names its product growth arrest and DNA damage inducible alpha (gene GADD45A). Gene Ontology annotation, cellular component: cytoplasm; nucleus. Bases 244 to 723 code for a protein of 159 amino acids. NCBI's taxonomy places the organism in Eukaryota, Metazoa, Chordata, Lepidosauria, Squamata, Phrynosomatidae. The transcript has 4 exons. The record is from RefSeq and is a predicted model, not a curated record. Gene Ontology annotation, biological process: regulation of cell cycle.